Oikopleura dioica is the source of this 801-nucleotide messenger RNA. The record is from the annotation of a GenBank genome assembly. Lineage: Eukaryota; Metazoa; Chordata; Appendicularia; Copelata; Oikopleuridae.
AUGGAGACUAUCAAGAAGAAGAUCAACGCGCUCAAAGAGGACAACGAAAUCAAGCAGGAUGAAAUCGACAGACUCACAAGCGAGCUGAAGAAGGAACAGGACGAGCGAGAACGCGUCGAGCAAGAGCUCCAUGCUUUGAACAGCAAGAACAACAUGCUCGAAGACGACCUCGAGCGAGCCGAGGAGAAACUUCAAAGUAUCACUUCGCGACUUUCCACCGCUGAAACCGAGAAAGACGAAGCCGACCGCGCAGUUCAAAGCCUUUCAAUUUCCGAAGGAAACGCAUCCGAUAAGCUCAUGGAUCUCGAACAGCAGCUCAAAGAAGCGAAGAUCUUAGCCGAAGAAUCUGACAGAAAAUACGAAGAGGUCCAGCGAAAACUCGUCGCCGUCGAAGGCGAUUUGGAGCGAGCGGAAGACAAGGCCGACGAGUUCCAGCGUAAAUUUAAUGCCAAGGGUUUUACAUUUUCUGUUACAUAUCUUCGCAUACUAGAGGAGAGUGAAUGUAAAACCGCCACUACAGAUGUGCAGAGCGAGGUUCGGGACCUAGAUACUAGUUUGAAAAGUGCGCAAGCACUCGAAGUAAAUGCAUCUGAGCGCGAAGAAGAGCUAGAGCAAAAAAUCGCCAAGUUGAAUGAAUCUCUCCGCGAGUUGGACAGAACAAACGAGACGCUGGGCAAGGAGAACACCAGGCUGCUCAAGGACAACGAAGAUCUAGAGGCCGAAAUCGAAAGCAUCAAGCUCGAGCGAGACCAAAUUAAGGAGGAACUGGCGCAAACCAUUCGCGAGCUGGGCGAAAUCUAA